Neoarthrinium moseri is the source of this 1386-nucleotide messenger RNA. RefSeq lists its product as uncharacterized. Gene Ontology annotation, molecular function: ubiquitin protein ligase activity. NCBI's taxonomy places the organism in Eukaryota, Fungi, Ascomycota, Sordariomycetes, Amphisphaeriales, Apiosporaceae. The record is from RefSeq and is a predicted model, not a curated record. Gene Ontology annotation, biological process: protein ubiquitination; negative regulation of gene expression via chromosomal CpG island methylation. The transcript has 4 exons. Bases 1 to 1386 code for a protein of 461 amino acids.
AUGGUUGACAUCAAGGCUGAGGACGACCAAAAGCCGAACGGCGGUCUCCAUCAUGGUCUAGCUCAACAAGGAGUCACUGGUCACAAACCUAGCGAGAUUGCUGCUAAUGACUCUGGCAAGAGAGGCAGAGAGCCGAAAGAUGCCAACGACGAUGAGAUGGCCAUGGCCAGCACCAAGAUUGGCGAUUCCAGCGAGCCUAAACGUCAGAAGCUGGGAACCACACAGAAACACGUCGACAACCCGGAGAACCUGGCCGAGAAUGCGGCUGGCCCGGUUCAUGAUCUAUCUAACAAUUCGCAGAAGACAAAUGCAAUUGACACAAUCUUCGUCUUACCUGGAAAUGAGGUCAGAUUCUUCUGUGACAUUGUUGCCAUCAACGCUGCAAAGCUUGCCGUUAAAAGCAAGCGACUUAUGAUGAUACCAUCCGAAGAUGAGAUCGAGGUUGCCAAGCGAUUCCGUGAUCUUCGUGCUCACUUGGCGUACAUGGGUACCAACCUUGACAUGACACCAAAGAUCAGAGACCGAGGAAAAGUUAAGAAGACGCUUGACAAUAUCCUAAACGAGACGCUGUACUACUUCCCCGAGGAUGUGAAGGCAAAGGCACGAGCCCUGCGGGAGAACUGGGAGAGGGAGAACUGGGGAGCGGACGAGGCCCUCGAUGAGGAGCAGCAGCCAGCAUCUCCGACCACGGCCCCUGACGACGAGGCGACGACCCAGGUGGCCUUGCCGGCCUCGAACGACCCGACAUUCGGCGUCAAUGGCAUCAUGUACGGCGUUCUGGUUGUUCGAGGCAAGGGCGGCCGCAAGGUCUACCAGCUUAACCCUGAAGUUCCCCGAGCGUCCGCUCAAGUUUUCGGACAAAAUGGACUCACCGUUGGAGCGUGGUUCCCUCUGCAAAUCUUGGCCCUGCGCAAUGGCGCGCAUGGCUCUCAGAUGGGUGGAAUUCACGGCAGUCUCUCGAAAGGAGCAUAUUCGGUUGUUGUCACUGACCUCUAUCACGACCUUGAUCGCGACGAGGGAGAUAUUCUCUACUAUUCUGGAUCGAACAGCCACGACAACGAGAAUAGAGAUCGACCGGCAGAGUCUAGCGCCGGCACCAAGGCCCUCAAGGCCUCGCUUGCUUCUGGCCGGCCUGUUCGUGUCCUCCGAUCGGGAGGAUCAACGUUGACCAAGACCAAGAGUUCCUUCGCGCCGUCAUGUGGAAUCCGCUACGACGGCUUGUACCGGGUCGUUCAGAAGCUCACACCCAUCAACAAGAAGGGAGGAAUGUACGAGCAGUUCAAGCUCAUGAGACUUCCGGGCCAGCCUUCUCUGGCCGACAUUCGCAAGCGCUCACCUACAAGACAGCAGAUCGAGGCCUUGGAGGAGUUUCAGAAACGUGAUUAG